AUGGGCUGCGUUUGCUCCAGAGGAGAGAACGAGAAAGAUGGAAUUAGGAGUUACAAAUCCGCGAGAGAAGCAGCCCAAGCUAUUAAUAGAAUCAAGAAGGCUCAACGACGCCGCCGUCGCCAAUCACGUUACGUAUACAGAACCAGGACCGUCGUUGGAGGCGGGGGUUGCAAAAUGGGAGGUCCCUCAGGUGGCAGCGCCUGCGGAGACGGCGGUGACAUGAUCAUGAUGAUGGGUGCUGCAGCUUUGGUCCAAACGAAUACUCAUGGAAUGAUUGAUGGGGAUGGAGGUGGCGGCGGCUGCGGUGGUGGUGGUGGCUACAUUGGCGGAGGUGACGGAGGAGGUGGUGGGUUUUGA
Neltuma alba is the source of this 357-nucleotide messenger RNA. RefSeq names its product loricrin-like. Lineage: Eukaryota; Viridiplantae; Streptophyta; Magnoliopsida; Fabales; Fabaceae. The record is from RefSeq and is a predicted model, not a curated record. The transcript has a single exon. Bases 1 to 357 code for a protein of 118 amino acids.